AUGUCUACCCGCGGACAGUUCAACACCAAGAACCCAACCAUCAAGCGUAUCUUAAAGGAAGCUUCCGAGCUGUCCACCUCGCCCUCUUCAGACUACCAUGCCGAGCCGCUAGAAACAAACCUCUUCGAAUGGCACUUCACAUUGCGAGGUCCGCCUGCGCCCUCCCCCUACGCCGGCGGCAUAUACCACGGUCGCAUCAUCCUCCCACCUCAGUAUCCACUCCGCCCGCCUUCCUUCCGCUUCCUCACUCCCACCGGCCGCUUCGAAGUCAACAGAGAGAUUUGUCUGAGCAUAUCGGGACAUCAUGAGGAGACGUGGCAGCCGGCCUGGGGCGUGAGGACUGCCUUGGUCGCCAUACGAAGCUUCAUGGAUACCGAUGCAAAGGGCCAGCUGGGAGGAAUCGAGUGUACCAAGGAUGCGCGUGAGAGGAUGGCCAAGGACAGCGCCGUCUGGCAAUGUGCAGCAUGUGGGAAGAAUAACGCCGACAUCAUCAAGGACACGGACGACCUAGUAAAGGAAAUCGAGGAGAGGGAAGGCAAGCGAAAGGAAGAGGAGGUUCCUGAAGAACUACGUCUGGCAUAUCGCGACCAGCUGAGGAAGACGGAAGACGAGGGGGGGCCAUGGAUGGAAAAGGGCAAAGUUGUCGAGUCUUCGCCGUCGUCUUCGUCAUUCCAACCCAUGCCUGCGCCAACAGUUCCAACGUCAAACGUAGCACCGUCUCCCACCGCACCUACGCUCAGACCAACAAGGACAACACGACCAGUCCCAGUGCAGCAACUCGCACAACAGAAUCCUGAUCGCUCCUUGGCCUGGAUCGAUACAUGCAUCUACGCUGUUGUAGCAGCCUUGCUGUUCAUGGUCGUUAGGAAGUUUGCAUGA
Molecule: messenger RNA, 879 nt
Organism: Dothidotthia symphoricarpi CBS 119687
Lineage: Eukaryota; Fungi; Ascomycota; Dothideomycetes; Pleosporales; Dothidotthiaceae
Product: UBC-like protein
Exons: 2
Coding region: 1-879 (292 amino acids)
Source: RefSeq, a predicted model, not a curated record